This is a messenger RNA of Xiphophorus couchianus (Monterrey platyfish), 1557 nucleotides long. RefSeq lists its product as uncharacterized. The record is from RefSeq and is a predicted model, not a curated record. NCBI's taxonomy places the organism in Eukaryota, Metazoa, Chordata, Actinopteri, Cyprinodontiformes, Poeciliidae. The transcript has 8 exons. Gene Ontology annotation, molecular function: protein binding. The coding region runs from base 1 to 1557 and encodes 518 amino acids.
AUGGAUUACAGGCUCAUCCUGUUUGGGCUCUCAGCUUCUUGUACUGGCUGUCAGUGUUGUGCUUCAGGAACAGAGUGCAUCACCACCAGUGGAGUGGUUCAAUGCCUUGACCCCUGUGCCACCUACACUGUGGUGAAUGAUGCAUGGCGUUCAACAGAGAACACGGAUAAUUCAAUCUUACACUGUGACCGAAACAUUGUCUGGAGUGGUUGGUAUCGCUUUUAUAUGGGUCAGACCAGCGCUCGGAUGCCAGAGAAAUGUGUAGCAGAACAAAGAUGUGGAACUCAUGCUCCUUUAUGGAUAAAUGGGGCUCAUCCAGUCCAGCUUAAUGAGAUUGUAACUCGCAAUGUGUUUGGUGCCUGGUCAGGUUCCUGCUUUACUUUUGCCUCAAACACCAUCCAGAUCAAACUUUGUUCAGGAUAUUACGUCUACAAAGUUCAACUACCAAUUUCGUGCAAUCUGGCAUAUUGUACAGCUUCUUGUACUGGCUGUCAGUGUUGUGCUUCAGGAACAGAGUGCAUCACCACCAGUGGAGUGGUUCAAUGCCUUGACCCCUGUGCCACCUACACUGUGGUGAAUGAUGCAUGGCGUUCAACAGAGAAUACAGACCAAACAAUCUUACACUGUGACCGAAACAUUGUCUGGAGUGGUUGGUAUCGCUUUUAUUUGGGUCAGACCAGCGCUCGGAUGCCAGAGAAAUGUGUAGCAGAAGACCGAUGUGGAGCCGAUGUUCCCUUAUGGAUAACUGAGCCUCAUCCAGUCCAGCUUAAUGAAAUUGUAACUCGCACUGUAUGUAACGCUUGGUCGGGUUCCUGCUGCCAUUUUUCCUCACACACUAUCCAGAUCAAAGUUUGUUCUGGAUACUACGUCUACAAACUUCAACAGCCAUCUGCAUGUUGGCUGGCAUAUUGUGCAGAAAUUCCACCCUUCUUAGUACUGGCACAAAGUGAGACCAGCAUCACUCUACAGUGGAGCGCCACCACCACCAGCUUUGUUCUCCAGUAUAACGGCACAGAGACAAACAUCAAUGCCGCACAUGGAGCUGCAACAGUAAUUCACACAGUCUCAUCUCUGACUGCUGGAACUAUAUACACAUUCACUCUCUACACUGUGAUUGGGAAUGUGAGAAACAGUGGACAGCAACUGACAGCUGUCACAGCUCCUCAAAAUGCAGAAGGAUUUCAAAAAUCAGGACAAUAUAAGAGCACCAUCACCCUGCAGUGGAAUAAAAUCAACGACAACACCAGCUUUGUUCUCCAGUCUGAUGGGACAGAGACAAACAUCAAUCCACCAGAUGGAGAUGGACCAGUAACUCACACAGUUUCAUCUCUGAUUCCUAGAACCAAAUACACUUUCAGUCUCUUCUCUGUGUUUGAGAACAUCAGAAGCAGUGGAGUACAACUUGUAGCUUUCCUUGAACCAAGCUACAUUAUUAGAAUGAAACUGCAAUUAAAUUCUCAGACGCUACUGUCAGAUUCAGAGAUGGAAGAUGUUUUAGUAGAGUUCUUAAAAGUUCAUGGUUUAUCACAGUUUUCCCUGAAGGUUCGCAUCAUCUAA